Dichomitus squalens LYAD-421 SS1 is the source of this 2087-nucleotide messenger RNA. Its product is annotated as mitochondrial pyruvate dehydrogenase E1 component beta subunit. The transcript has 9 exons. The coding region runs from base 16 to 1215 and encodes 399 amino acids. The record is from RefSeq and is a predicted model, not a curated record. Lineage: Eukaryota; Fungi; Basidiomycota; Agaricomycetes; Polyporales; Polyporaceae. Gene Ontology annotation, cellular component: intracellular membrane-bounded organelle. Gene Ontology annotation, biological process: pyruvate decarboxylation to acetyl-CoA. Gene Ontology annotation, molecular function: pyruvate dehydrogenase (acetyl-transferring) activity.
CCCGCCCUCACCACCAUGGCCUCUCUCGCGCGGAUCCGUGUUGCUGUCCCCCGCCGCGUCUCAUUACAGCCGUUCGCGCGGACCAUCCAGACCGCCGCCGAUACGACGCAGCUGCACCAGGACGCGUCCCACUCCGAGCCAUUUACGGUGAAGCUGCAUGAAGACUCCUUCCGCGGGUACCGGACGGAGACUCCCAGCCUCGAUGUCGAGGUCACGAAGGAGAAUCUGCUCAAGUGGUACAGAUCCAUGACCGUCAUCCGCCGCACGGAGCAGGCUGCCGACGCUCUCUACAAACAAAAGCUCAUCCGUGGCUUCUGCCAUCUUGCUAUCGGUCAGGAAGCUGUCUCGGUCGGUCUUGACUCUGCGACAACUUUCGAUGACAACAUCAUCUCCUCCUACCGCACGCACCCCUUCGUCAUCCUCCGUGGCGGAGACAUUAAGAGCCUCAUUGGCGAGCUUCUCGGCCGCGUAUGCGGUGUGUCGAAGGGCAAGGGUGGUUCCAUGCAUGUUUUCACCGAGGCCUUCCAGGGAGGCCACGGUAUCGUCGGCGCGCAGGUGCCGCUUGGUGCUGGUCUUGCCUUCGCGCAGAAGUACCAUGGAAAAAAGCACGCGACAUUCGCGAUGUACGGUGAUGGUGCGUCCAACCAGGGUCAGGUGUUCGAGUCGUUCAACAUGGCGAAGCUCUGGAACCUCCCGUGCAUUUUCGUUUGCGAGAACAACAAGUAUGGUAUGGGUACAUCCGCUGAGCGCAGCUCGUCCAACACCGAGUACUACACCCGUGGCGACUUGAUCCCCGGUAUUCAGGUGAACGGUAUGGACAUUAUUGCCGUCCAUCAGGCGACGAAGUUCGCAAAGGACUGGGUCAACUCUGACAAGGGUCCCCUCCUGGUUGAAUUCGUCACUUACCGUUAUGGUGGUCACUCCAUGUCCGACCCCGGAACCACCUACCGUACUCGCGAGGAGAUUCAGCGCAUUCGUUCGACCCAGGACCCCAUCCGCGGUCUUCAGCGUUAUAUAUCUGAGUGGGGUCUCGCGUCUGAGGAGGACCUCAAGGCGAUAGACAAGGAGGCGAAGGCCGAGGUCGACGCUGCUGUUGAGGAGGCUAAGGCUUCGCCGUUCCCCGACGAGAAGGAGCUUUGGACCGACAUCUACUCCGCUGGUUUCGAGCCUCCGGCGAUGCGCGGCAGGGACCGUGAGGAGGUCUUCCGCUUCUGAGAGGGUGUACGGGCGUAGUUCAGGGCCAUGGUUGCGUGUGGGGCGGGUUUGUUACUAGUUUGAUAUAGACUACAUUACGCUGGUUGAUACUACUGCUUUGCAUGCUAUGCUGGAGUGUUCUAGUAAUAUCCGGAGCACCGUCCAUGAUUGAAUGCAGUAUGCAGGAUCCAGACUGUCCUAUGUCGGCCUGGGAGUAGCGAUGUUGACUUCGGUUCCGUCAUCAGCAAUCACCUUGAAGCGAAGAAUCUCGAACGGUUCUCCCUUCGCUCUCCGGAUGCUCGUAAAGUACAGGGUGCCCGCGCCUUUGUGUCCUUUGACACGAAAGCUCAAGUCGAUGUUGCCGCCUGGUAUGUGGAUCGCGCCGUUGAUCCAGGGGUCACCGUUCAUCCACCAGACGGGCUCCGGUCGGACGGCCUCUCCGAUGACCUCGCGCAGCUCUGCGUUGUCCCGGAUGGUGUUCAUGACCUGCUGCAUGAUGGACGAGGAGAGGCGCUCCUGGUUCCCGACGAAGACCAUGAAGACGGCCCAUGAGCUCACGCCGAGGGCGCUGAGCGCGAGGAUCGCAGGCCAUUUGCUCCGUAGAGGAGGCAGGUCCUUCGGAGACGGUCGGGAGUAGUAGAGGCCGGGGCGUGCGGUCUUGUCGAACGUCUCGGCCUCUGGGAGGGGUUUGGGAUGUUGCGUUCGCGGGGUCGUCGUGUAGCUAGCUCGGAGGAGUUGUAGAUUCCGGACGUUCUGGACACCGCGGCAUGCGCGAAGAUGAAUACGUAGCGGUGAGCGGAGAGACAUGGACAUAGUUGUGAGGCCGCCUUGAAAACAGCGACGAGGGGCUGUAUUUUAUGUCUUCCUCGUCUUAUGCGUUGUAGUAGAGUGGG